AAUCCCUCCUCCCCAUAUCGCCCAACUCAUUAGAGAAGUUUUUAGGGAAAAACAUCACAACUCCAAUAGAAUAAUUUAGGUUUUCUACUUUGAUCGCCGAUCGACGGUCCAGAUUUGUUUUGAUUAUCCAACGGCUUUGAUUGUUUUCCGCCAUUAGAGAGAUACACGCGAGGUUUUUCCAAGGGAAGAGAGAGAAAGUUUGGUUGUUCUAUAUUGAUUAUUCCGACGGCUGUUGAUUGUUCCAGUAUUGUUCUUCUCUGUAAUCCGACGGCUGUAAAUCAUUUUGUUUUGUUGGCGGCGUGGUAGUAGAGAGAAAGCGAGGUUCCGAGUGUUGAAAUUUGAAGAGUUUCCAGAAGAUUUAUGGUGAAGUUUCAUUGUUGAUUCAAUUGAUUUGCUAUUUCGGAAGUGGAGGAGAAAUUGUGUUUUUGGAUUAAAGAAAAAAAAAUAAUUUACAGGUAUUUGUAAACCCUAGUUUUUUUGUUGAUUUGUCACGCUUUUUGUAAUCUGGUGUUGAAAUCAAAUUGAAGGUUCAUCAUUGAAAAAAAAUUUUGGUCGAUUUGUGACGAGAAAUUUUGUUAGGGAUUUUUCUCUUAAAAAGCGAUUUCGGCAUUUUAAUUGGCGAGAUGAUGAAGAAUCUACAUGAUUUGAUGGUUAUUAUAGCGAAUAAGCUGCGUUUCUUCUAUGGUGGCAAAGAAAUAUCUUUAAACACUUGGAUGAGAGGUUUUAUUAUAAUUCUAUGUGCUCUUUUAUUGUAUGAUAUGAUUUUGAGCAAGAAACCAGCAGGGAUUAUCAGCUUUGCAGAGGGAAGAUCAGAUCAUUCAAUAUAGUUAGUAAAAUAGGGUUUUUGAACUUUGAGUUGAUUAUAUAUACCUGCAAAAUCACAAGAAAUCUGAUGGAUUCCUUUGUUUAGUUGUGGAUCAUGUUACCCGUGAUUCGAGUGAUUGGAUCUAGUUGAAGAUUAUGAUGUAGUAAUUGUAGUUUUUAAGAUAUUGCUUCAGAUCUUUCUUCGAAGUUGAAAAGGAUAGCUUGAACUACACGUUAGGUGCCUUCGCUUGUGAAUUCUUAAUUAGUUAGGUCUAUGACUCUAUGUCCGCUUUGUAGCGAAACAGAUCCUUGAUUUGCCUCUUAAUGGAGCUUAUGAGAUAUAUGAGAUGAAUCUACCACUACUUUGUGUUCCUGUGUAGUGCUUUUUUUGUUGGGGGAAAAAAACUGGUUGGGCGGUUGGACCUCUUACCUCAAAAUUAUCAUGUUUAUUUAUUUGUUUUAGUCAUUAUCUUUUUGGGGUUCGAUUAACCACAAAUUCCUUGAAUAUGUGGUAUCUGUGGAGUGUUAAGGCUUCAGUUUGCACCUAUGGAAUAUCACACAGGCUUACAAUCAGGUUCACACGCUGUUUGCCGCAAGGUAGGCUACUGGUGCCAUAGAAGCUGCAUCAAUUUAUCCUUUUCGUAGUGCUCAAAUUUAUUUAUUCCGUUUGGGCAAUCUAGCCUGUGUAGUUAAAACAGUUAGAGACGGCAUUUGGAAAGCGUUCUGUCAAUAGAUCUGUUGUUGAUGGGAUUGAAUCCCGUUUUGAAAGCAUGACCACAGUUGGACUGGAACUUACACGUUUUAUUGAUCCCAGCUUGACUUGGAAGACAGUAUCCAAAGGGAGGAAUACAUCAAGGCGUUCAAGGAGGGCAGCAUCAAAAAGCAUGAAAAUGAUCCAGGUACAGGAGAAAAGAAGCCCAAAACGACCUAAUAGCAUGCAGCUUUCAGAGUCUGAGAAGUCUAAUGAAAUGGUUGAUGGGCGCCAUUUUUCUGGUAACAUGGAGAGUAUUCCUAUCAAGAAGAGGAAGUUUUUAUAUAGAUCUCCUUCACCUCCCCAUCAAUCUCCCACUCCCCAGACAGAUUCUGGCGGGCUUGUAGUUGCCCAGUGCACUUCGGAUCAAUGCACACACUUCGACGUAACCACAGAGUCUCAAGUUGUGCACCUCAAUUUUUCUAGUGGACCAACAUCAAAACUUUCUGAUUCUGAUUGUAAUAUUGAUGAGAAGUCCCCAAUUGAAGCUCCAGGUUCCGGGGAGGAUUUCUCAGGUAUUGCCAUACUUGCUGCAGCAGCUUGUAGUGAUCGAUUAGAUAAUUGUACUGAUGAUGCUGGAAAGAGUCAAAUUCAGAUGUUUGACAUUUUAGGUAAGGAGCAAGAUGAAUCGUUUGCUCCCGCGUCCAAUGUCGAAGAAAGUAAUAUAUGUGUUCAGUCACCUGAAUUUUGUGUUAAGGAUACUCAACGUGUUAAUGGAGUAUUUGCUAUAGAUAUGCGAAAAGAUGAUUCUCAAGUGGUUUGUGCAAACAAUGACACUGAUGAUGCUGGUCUGAGUCAAAUAAAUGAGUGUCAAUUAGCACAACAAAAUGAGUUUGUUGCUGUUACAUCUGUCAAUAAAGUAAGUGUUGAAUGCAUUGAUGUACUCAAGUUGGAUAAAAGUGAUGAUGCACAUGUUAACAAAGAUCUUAUUGCGAAAGAUCAUCAUGAAGCUUCUGAUAAAUCUACUAAGAAUUCAGGUUCAACUCGGGAUUAUAGAUUUCACUGGGAUUUGAAUACUGUGUAUAUGGAUGAGUUAGAUCAUCCUGGGGAUGAUGAAUUAUGUGUUGAUUCUAGUACUUGUUUUGUGGAAGUUCCACCAAAGAAUAUUAUGGAGUCCCAAAAUUCUGAUAAUGAGGAAGAUUCUCAGGCAAAAAGAUAUGAGAUCCAGAACUUAGAGGAUGGAGAAGGUUUGGGGGAAAAGAGAUCUGAAGCUACUGAGAAAGGUGAAAGAGUUACUUCCCAACUUGAGGCCUGUAAAGAGGCUGAAUGCUUGGGAUUGCCAAAUAAUGCUAAUUUUAUUAGUGUACUUCCCACAGCCAGCAAGAUGGAACAUUGUUCAGAAGUAUCGUCUGGCUUUGAGACUAACAUCAUAAAGGAAACUUCCUCUACUUCCAAUGUCAAUAAUCAUGUGGUAGGAACCUCAAUAUGUGUCACUGAUUCUGCAAUCCAACCAGAGUUGGUUAGUGAAGAUGCCACUAUUGAUCACUCUCUUUCUUUGGGGUUAAAUGGCACACAAAAACCAGCAGCUGAAGUGACUUGUAAUGAGACGGGUUCUGAUAUUGUAAAUGAAGUUGCUGAAGAAACUAUUUGUUCUAUGCAACCCAUUCAGUCUAAAGAGCUUGGCAUUUGUUUUUUUGCACCACUCACAGAAAGUGCCCUCUCGGACGGAAAGGAUGCUGACUGCAUAAAUGUUGAAGAUCUAAAAGAAACAAAUGAAAGAAGUAAUAAUGAAGUGGCCACUACGACCUGCCAACCUACUGCAACCAAAUCCCUUGGUAGCAGUAAGUGUGAAAUUUCAGUCUCAUUAAAAUCAUGGGAGGUUUCUUCCAAGGUCAAUGAUCUUAACUGUAAGGUUCCUGAAGCAUCUGAGAAUCUGAUCUCUUUGGUUGACUGUGAAGUUAAACAUGGAGAAGUCAUUGGUCUACCACUAGAAUGUCAGCCUUGCUCUGAAAAUCAAAUGGGAGAGUUGAAAAAUUUUAAUGCCCCCCUAUGCACAAGCAAACUUGAGGAUAUGGUUACUACUUCAAUGACUAUGGGUAGUGAUCUAGCCAUUGGAGGAGUAAUUACAAAAGAACUUGAAGAAAAACCUACUGUCACAUGUGUCUCCAAAAGUGACCCCUUGAAUGACCAUGGAUUUGACUCUCUUAUACCUAAAGCAUUGGAUGGAAAUGUAGCUGUUGAUGUAAGCUACAAACCAAUGGAUGGCCAUCUUGUUCAGGAUUCUUUGGGUAUCGGCCAGAGACCUUAUAUUUCUAAUGACAAUUCAAAUCAAAUUAGUGUAAAUGCUGGAAUGGUUACUGAAAUGGAAAUAGGUUAUGAAUCUCAUUUGGAAGAUGGAGAGUUGAGAGAGUCACACUACUGGGAGGAUAAUGAAGGUGAGGAAGGGGAUACUGAACAUGUGGAUUAUGAUUCUGAUAAUAAGGAUGGUGCUGUUUUUUAUGAAACUGCUAAUGAAUCUGUCCAAAUGUCAGGAGAAGUGCUGGUUGGGGAGGGUGAGAACCAAAGUUUUCAGCCGGAUACUAUUAAUUCUGUUGAUGAUAAGCCAAAUCCUGUACAGAGUAUUGAAGAAAACUGCUCUUCUUUGAUUGAAGGUUGUGUGUCAAUAGUGGAUGCCACAGAAGCGGUGUGUGAAAAGAGAGAAUCUUUAUCCUUGAAGGCAUGUCCAGGAGCCAAUGAUUCUAAAAAGGUAGAGAUGACGCAAACAGAUUGCAGGUCAAGUGUGGAAGCUGAUAGCACAGGAAAAGAUGUUGAUAAUGAACCUCCAUGCAAUGCCAGCGACGCCUCUGCAAGUGUAAGAGAUCUGCAGAUUUCAGAUAGAAUUUGUACUGAUUCUAUGAGAAGAAGCAGAUCUGGCAACUUUGAUUCUAUGCAUCAUGGCGAUUGUCCUGAUGAAUCCUUGACCAGGAGCCAGCAUUCUUUACAGAAGACGGGUCGGUUUGGUGGUCGUUCUUGGAAUCAACAAGAGUUGAAAAGUGUUGUUGCCAAUUCUACCUCAGAAGAUGAUGGGGAGAGAAUUCCUAGAGGUUCAGGCGAUACUUCGCCGCUUAGAGGUCGCAAGCCUCGAAUCAUAAGCACUUCUCGAGGUGGCUACAGCGAUUAUGGUAUGGGAAUGAUAAAGGGUAGAGACAUUAGCCCAGAUAAUAAUUCGAGCAGCAGGUUUAGGAGAUUCAAUGGUAUUAGUAGGGGGGGAUUCAGAGAGGGAUAUCGAAGACCUGGUGUUUAUGAAGGUCCAAAGUCUGGUUUCGGUGGGCCCAUGUUGAAUCGUUUUAGCAGAAGGGAUAGGAGCUUCUCUCCAGUUGGUGAUAGGUUCCAUAGAAAGCCCAGAUCGAGAUCAAGAACUCGCUCACCUGAUUUCAAGUGUGAAGGUAGAAUGGGAAGAGGAAGGUUGCCGUUUCAGCAAGCCAAUCACUCUGCUGAGCAUACUAGAGAAAGGAGAUCACCAGUGAGGGUUUUCAAUCAAGGCCAAAGAUUUGAUGUUAAUGAUUCACCUGGAAGAUUGAGGUCGGAUGAUUGCGUAAGAUCAAAUAUGCGCACUAUAAGGUUCCAUGAUGCUACUACGUCUGGUAGGGGUCAUGACUUUGAGGAGGGUGAUGAUUUUAGGAGGAAACCAUUUUUGCGGAACAAUAGGAGAUCUCGAUCAAGGUCUCGAAGUUGUUCUCCUGAUUUCAGACCUGAUGCUAGAAUAAGCUCAAUGAGGGUCCCAUUCCAGCCACCUGUAGAUCAAAUCCGAGAUCGAAGGUCUCCUGCAAGAGUUUUCCGUCCAGAUCAAAGGUAUGAUGGUAGUGGUUCUCCCGUAAGAUUAAGAUCUGAUGAGUGCUUGAGACCCAUGAGGCGGCCAAUAAGAUUUUCCGACUCAACUCAGCCAGGAAGGGCCCAUGAAUUUAACAAUAAUGGUAACAGCAGCGGUGAUGAAUACAGGAGGAAGCCUCGGAACAUUUUCGAAAGAAUUCAUCCAAUAAGGCAUUAUGAUGCAGAGGGAGAUGUCAGGCGAUUUCAGUACGACGAUGAAGAGGCUGUGCCUAACCAAAACUUUCGCAGGAUUGAAAACAACUUCGUUAGGGGCGGUGAGAGGAGACCCGUAGAGUUUAAUAGAGGUCCUAGAGAAGAAAGGGGUCAUGCUAGAUAUAAUAAUUCUGAGAGGAUGUUUUACUCAGGCCCGAAGCAGUUUGGCGCUGUGCGCGAGACAAGGACAGUCUUCCGAGGAGAAUAAGACCAUGAUCUUCCGGCUUCUGCGUAGUGAGUCUUAUUUAUUAGGAGUAUUAUGAUCUGGGGCUUUUGUAUUGAUGGAAAUGUUAACAUUCCUGCAAUAGUUCCAUCUUUUUCUGUAUAGUUUUCAUUUUCCUGCCAGCUUUCAUUUGUAACCGCUUUGAGGUGAUAAAUGAUAGGAGUAGUAGUUACAGUAUUUAUUUUUAAUGCCAUUUAAGUUCAGCUGUA
This is a messenger RNA of Amaranthus tricolor (Joseph's coat), 5989 nucleotides long. RefSeq lists its product as uncharacterized. The coding region runs from base 1575 to 5765 and encodes 1396 amino acids. The transcript is spliced from 5 exons. The record is from RefSeq and is a predicted model, not a curated record. Lineage: Eukaryota; Viridiplantae; Streptophyta; Magnoliopsida; Caryophyllales; Amaranthaceae.